This is a messenger RNA of Carya illinoinensis, 885 nucleotides long. RefSeq lists its product as uncharacterized. The coding region runs from base 1 to 885 and encodes 294 amino acids. Lineage: Eukaryota; Viridiplantae; Streptophyta; Magnoliopsida; Fagales; Juglandaceae. The transcript is spliced from 2 exons. The record is from RefSeq and is a predicted model, not a curated record.
AUGGAUGCCAAGAGGUUCAUCCAAUUGGUCGAGGAGAAAAAGAAGAGAGCUGUGGAAAAGAAAGAGGCCCCUUUGAAAUGGGAACAGAAGCUUGAAGCUGCUGCAGAGGCAAAGUCUGAUGCUGAAGCCAAGGAGCGGAAGCUGAAGGCUGCAAAGCAUAAAAGAAAAUCUGUGUCCCAUUCCGAUAGUGACAGUGAUGGUGACAGCAGUGAUGGGGGAAGAAAAUCAAAUAAUAGAGCCCACAAGAGGCACAGAAAGUAUUCCCACUCUAACUGGGGCAGUGACAAUGAAAAGUGCAAGGAGAAGAAAUCCAAGAAAAAGUCUAGGAGGCAAUCCUAUAGUUCAAAUGAUGACAGCGAUGAUGAGUAUGAGAGAGGAGAGGCUAUGCUAAGUGUCACAAACACCAUAGGCUACUGGGAUCUAGUGGUUCAGAUUUUCAUAGUGAGACAUGAUGGAACAAUUCAAAGGAGAAGUCAUCCAAAGCUCCACAAUCGCCAUCACCAGUUGGAGUGUAGUGCUUCAGAUUCUUCAAGUGAUGAGGAAAAUGGUGUAGUUAGGAGGAAAAUCCAUGUGAAGCACCAUAAACAUCAUAGACGAUCGCAUAGGGUGGGGUCAAAGUCAUCUGAUUCAGAUGGCCACAGACGCCAUCAAAGGAGUGAAUCUAUAGGAAAGUCAUCAGAUGACAAUCAUGAAGAAGCUAAAGACCAACGGACAAGAUUUUUGGCCAUCACCACCACAAGCAUUGACACCAUCACUCAUUAUGAUGAUAGAAACCGUUGGCUCAAAGCAGAACAUGAUUGGAAGGGUACAGAGGAUGCGGAGCAACAUUGGGAACAAAAAUUGCUGCUCACGAUGGUGACAAGUAGGGUGACUUUUUGUGUAUGA